Caretta caretta (loggerhead turtle) is the source of this 1107-nucleotide messenger RNA. Its product is annotated as interferon-inducible GTPase 5. Gene Ontology annotation, molecular function: GTP binding. The record is from RefSeq and is a predicted model, not a curated record. Gene Ontology annotation, cellular component: membrane. Lineage: Eukaryota; Metazoa; Chordata; Testudines; Cheloniidae.
UCUCUGAUGGGCUUAUUGGCAUGUGUGUAGGAUUUUUAUUGUUUUUAAUAUGGUUUAUCUGUAUUGUAUUUAGCUUAAGAAUAAAUGCGCCUGCUGAGAAAGAGCUGUGUGGUAACAUAACUGUGGCAAUUACACUGUUUACCGUCUCUGAAGAGGAAGCAAACAGGCCAGCUUAGGCAGUCUGUCUUGCGGGGCCAGGGAGGAGCUUUGCAGCCGAUCUGUGACUUGUUACCUUCACUUUCGAUAUUAAUCAGAACAAUGUCUCUGCUCAGUAUAUAAGCAGGAGAUCUGUGUGUGUGUGUCUGUGUGCCAAGAUAUCACAGCUGGAGACUGGCCCAUCUGUUCUACUUCAAUAAAGCUCAGAAGAACUGAAGUGCUUCGGGACUAACGGCAGACUGAGCAGUGCACUGGAGUUGCCAUGGCUGGGUUAGAUGCUAAAGAGCUUCCCAAGAUACUUGAAGAGGAUGUGGAAGCACUGAAGGCUGCUCUUGGGACAGGAAACCUCAUCGAAGCAGCUGUUAAAGCGAAAGAGACUCUGGAUAUGGCUGAUGAAAUCACUCUGGACAUCGCUGUCACGGGGGAGGCGGGCUCUGGAAAAUCAUCCUUUGUCAACGCCAUCCGGGGUCUGGGGGAUAGAGAUGAAGGUGCUGCUGCGACAGGGGUCAUUGAAACGACAAAGGAGCCCACUGCUUACCCACAUCCUACAUACCCAAAUGUAAGAGUCUGGGAUCUGCCAGGGAUCGAUACCCCAACAUUUAAACCAGACACGUACCUCAAGCAGGUGAAGUUCAGCCGCUACGACUUUUUCAUCAUCAUCUCCAGCCCCCGCUUCAAAUACCACGACAUUAGCCUCACCCAGGAGAUCCAGAGACAGGGGAAGAAAUUUUACUUUGUGCGCUCCAAGGUGGACCAGGAUUUGGCAAAUGAGAAACAUCUGUAUGACGAGGGACUUCGGCCUUGAUGAAAAGUCUCUCGCUGCACUCGCUAGACACAAUAACAAGCCCAUUGCAGAGCUGAAGGCCGUUAUACAGUCCCCACUGAGUGAGGCAAUAACACAAGAUCUUGUAAUAAAGAUACUGACCAAGUGCGCAGCUGGGGCCGUUCAAU